This is a messenger RNA of Verruconis gallopava, 1845 nucleotides long. RefSeq lists its product as uncharacterized. The record is from RefSeq and is a predicted model, not a curated record. The transcript has 2 exons. NCBI's taxonomy places the organism in Eukaryota, Fungi, Ascomycota, Dothideomycetes, Venturiales, Sympoventuriaceae. Gene Ontology annotation, molecular function: FAD binding. Bases 1 to 1845 code for a protein of 614 amino acids.
AUGACGAAUAAAACCCCCACUAGCCAUGAAAGACUCCCCGCCGGUACUGUCGUUAUUGCAGGCGGCGGACCUGUCGGGUUGUUGCUUGCAACUGUUUUGUCACAUUAUGGAAUCAGAUCACUACUCUUCGAGAGAAACGAAGCGACAACAAGAUGGCCAAAGAUGGAUUUGACAAACGCCCGUUCAAUGGAGAUAUUCAGAAGACUGGGUCUUGCUGAGGCGUUACGACAGCUAGGGGUCGCACCUCACAUUUCAUCCAAUGUGUUGAUCUCGACAGGGUUGAAUGCAGACGAGCCUAUCACGAAAUGGCUACUCCCAAGCGUCGAUGAGUUUAGAACCCGGAUCAAAACUCAAAAUGACGGUACCCAACCUUGCGAAGCUUGGCAGAGGAUAUCACAAGUUCAAUUCGAAGCAUGGCUGAAGAAGCAGUGUGAACAGGAUCCCAAGGUGGAAGUGCGGUUUGGGUGGAAGGUAGAGAAUGUUGAAGAAGAAGAUGAACAGGUCAAAACUAUUGCGACAAAUAUGAAGACAGGGCUGACUGCGGAGUUUAUUUCUGAAUAUCUGGUGGGGUGUGACGGAGCCUCAAGCGUGGUUCGAAAAUCACUAAGCCUUCCUUUGGACGGCGGUCCAGCGCCGACAUGCGCGCUGCUCGUCCAUUUUAAGUCAAGGGAUUUGACCCGGCUCCACAAGCAAGGCCAGUUCUGGCAUAUCUUCUUUAUCCUUCCACCAGGUGCCUUUGGUGGAGCCAUCAUCGCGCAAAAUGAAAUAGAUACAUGGACUGUCCACUUAUUUCUUCCUGUUGGGACUGACAUGGACUCCAUUAGCUCCGAGGAGGCUGUUGCUAGAGUGCUUGGAGGUAUGACCGGCCCAUACCAUGUCAAGAUUGACGAAAUUCUGGUUCGCUCGGUAUGGCGUCCUAGUAUCGCUGUCGCUCGAACGUGGGCAGGAUCUAAAGGGCGUGUCUUCAUUGCGGGUGAUGCUGCACAUCAAAAUAUCCCGACUGGUGGUUACGGCAUGAACAUGGGCAUUGGCGAUGCGUACGAUCUAGGUUGGAAGUUGGCUGCAGUGAUUAACUACGCAGGCAAAGGCCUUCUUGCAUCCUAUGAGACAGAGAGACGACCGGUUGCACUGCGUAAUGUUGAGUUUUCCGGUCGUCACAUGUCUGUUCAUCAGAAUGUUGAACAGUUUCUACAGGGCGGGGGGCAUCAACGAUCUGACACGCCGACUCGACUAGACAACGACGUGGUAGAGAAGAUUCAUGAUUACUAUCAGAUGAAUGAUGGAGAGAACAAAAGCUUUGGCCUAGAAAUGGGGUAUAUCUACGAGUCUAAUGUCAUUUUAAGACAGGAAGAAGAUGUCGAAAAACCGGAAUGGCAAGCCAGAUCCUAUACACCGUCGACAUAUCCAGGGAUCCGACCACCGAGUAUUUUUCUCUCCGACGGUUCGCUUCUGUUCGAUCAUUUUGGAAAGGACUGGUCUCUUGUCACGUUUGCUGAAGAUCAAUCAAGUAUCCAGCGCAUCUUGAAUGCCGCAAAGUUGUUGUCCAUGCCGAUUAAGCAUGUUGAUCUCAAGGGAGAAAGCCACGCCCGAUGGCUUUGGGAGCAAGACAUAGUUCUUGUUAGGCCAGAUGAGCAUGUUGCAUGGAGAGCAAGCUCUGUGGAUAGCCUGGAUGCAGCGGAAAACAUUCUGCGAACCGUAAUUGGUCUCAAGCCAACCGUUUGCGAACAGAAUGUUGACAAGACAAUCACAACUAAAGUCCCAACUCAAGCAUUCACAUCGACCGUCGAGAUGAGGACCCAGGUGAAUAAAUAUGAAAUGGAAUAUAUGAGCGAGUUUCAGCAAUAA